Bathycoccus prasinos is the source of this 2487-nucleotide messenger RNA. RefSeq lists its product with no specific name. The transcript has a single exon. The record is from RefSeq and is a predicted model, not a curated record. Lineage: Eukaryota; Viridiplantae; Chlorophyta; Mamiellophyceae; Mamiellales; Bathycoccaceae. The coding region runs from base 1 to 2487 and encodes 828 amino acids.
AUGCCGGUCUCCUUCGUGACCGCCAGAGCAGGGAGGCCGACGGCAGCGAAAGCAGGCGGAAACGGCGGUCGGCAUCAGAAUAUCCCCGGAGUUUCAGAUUCUCGAAACUAUCACUUUCUCAUCUCGAGAGAUAUGCUGGAUUCGAGUCACGGGAUCGCGCUCCCUGAUGCGAGCCGUCCUUCGGCGAAGCGAGCAGAGGAGGCGCGCUCGCAUAUGAACGCGACGCGAUGGAAAGCGAAAAGAGCGACGGACGCUUUGGCGUUUGUUCUCGUGAGAGUUUUCGUGGCUGGGAUGUUUUUGAUGCCAAUGUUUAGUAGUCGUGGUAGUGGUAGCAGCGGUGGUGGUAAGUAUGAUAGCGUUGGGUAUUUUGGAGCCUUGUACGCGUUCGUGUUGUCGGCGGGGAGUUUAGGUUUGGCGCGGGCGUGGGCGACGUGGAAUUGGUCGGUUUGGUCAAACGUGAGAACAGUUUUAGCGCCAUUUUCCGGGCACGGGGAUAGGAUCGUGCAAUCGUCGAGGAUUUUGUCCUGGUUGGAGAAAUCGAGGAACCAGUUUAGUGGUGGUGGUGGUGGAGUGAGCAAAGAGUCGUCGAUUUUAAGGGAGAAAAUUGUGAGCUCUCGCGCCGAUGGGAAUCACAAAGCGUUGUUGGAGAAAGUGCGAUUGGCGGCUCUUACGUUUCCGAGAUUUCACGACGACUUACACUUUCAGUUUUCGCAGGCCGGUCAGCGCAGACGGUAUUAUCGAGUGAAACGAAUCGCGUUUGAUGUCGCGAUGGACCCAAUUGUGGUUUUAUAUUCCGCGAAGAUGGUAGUCGUCGCGUUUGUAGCUCAAAUUUGUUUGAGUUGGUUUCGAUUGGCGCCGGCGACGUCUCUUUUUUCUUUGUUUUCAAAGUUUGUUCCAGGGUACGUCGUUUACGUCGCGUUUAAAAUUUGCAGGGACGUGUGCGAAUCGAUAUUGACCGAACCGUACGCGUUUCGACCGGAUACGAGAGCCGCAGGGACGGAACGCACAGCAUUGGAACCGUUGAUGAGAGCGAUGCGAGGCGAAUUCGUUUCCGAAUACGCGUUUUCGCAAAUCUUAGCGUUUGACGAUUGCUUGAAAAUUGUGAGUGGUGACGACUUCGAGUACGGGAGACUACCGUUGCUAUACAGUAGGAGCGAUGCGAUGGCAUCCGCUGCGUUUGGCGUUGUCGCGCCGGGGAGAAGACGAUUCGCCGCGGACGCGAACGCGGACGAAGACGACGAGGACGAGGACGGCGAAAAGACGCCAGAUUUCUUGGACGUUUUAUCUAUCAAGCGCGCAUUCUUAGCGUGCGCUUUAGCCCCGGCAACGGCAGUGGCGCGAGCCAUGCGUGACUUCAACGAGAAGGCUAUAGUGGCGGACUCGAGAUCGAGCGCGGGACCUCCGUCUGCUGUUUCCAUGUCCAGCGUCGGCGGCGGCGUAGUAAGAGGGGUUGACGGCUUCGAUGGCGUAGGAGGGAGCAUUGGUGGCAUGUUAAGCCUCGAAGCGAUACAAAUGCGAAAACACAGACAGUCGCAAGCGUCGAUUGCAUCCAAAAGAGCGGCACAAGCGGUGGAAGAUUACGGCGCGCUCGCUGACUUAGGGAUGGCAAUCGCCGCGGCCAUGUUUAGCAACGUGGACGAGUUUGGGGACGAAAUGUUGAACGGUAAAGGUAGUAUUGACCAUCGAAACAAUGAGAACGUUUUAGGUGAGCACGAACGACCGACGUUUAGGGACGUUGCUAUUGCGACGUGCGCGUAUCGCGAGGCGGUCAAACGCGUGAGACAGGUGACGUUCCCAGAUUCUGCGCUGACGACGACGACUUUGUCGACGCAGAGCCACUCGGAACGCGACGCGACGGAUACCGUGGCGCCACAAACAACGACGACAGCGCUGGACGGUACCGUCCAUGAACCAAUUAUCCGCCCAUCUGGUACACCAUUCCAAACUGGAUGGACGACAACAUCUGCUCGGGGAAGAAACGAAAACGUUUCCUUUUGGUCCUCCCUCGGCGGCGGCGGCGGCGGCGACGUUGGUUCCUCUGCCUCGUCCUCUCUCUACUCCACCUACCCUGCGCUCGCGCAACUUUCAGUCGCCGAAGCCGCGCGACUCCACGAGUCCUUCGCCAAUACCGUCGUCUCCAAACUCGCGUUACUCUCCCAAAAUGGCGCGUUAUUCGCUCGACCGGGCGCUCGACUCGCCUUUCUCGAGAAAGCCAUGAACAAACCGGCCUCGCCGCCCAUAUUGGGUCAAUUCAAAUCCAGACGCGGAUUGAGCAGCAUUCGUCGUCGUCCUCGUCAAUUCGGCAGCACAGAUGCAUCAUCAUCGUUUCUCGACGACGACGACGGGAAGAAUUUGGAGGAGGAGGAGUUUUACGACGACGAGGAUAACGACGAGGAGAGAGAUUUGAGGUGUUCCUACUUCGGCGACGUCGACGCGCACGAGAAAGUCCUCGCCGGCGCGGUGUCCUCCUUUAACGCGGCAGCUUAA